Molecule: messenger RNA, 2440 nt
Organism: Syzygium oleosum
Lineage: Eukaryota; Viridiplantae; Streptophyta; Magnoliopsida; Myrtales; Myrtaceae
Product: protein indeterminate-domain 12-like
Exons: 3
Coding region: 664-2124 (486 amino acids)
Cellular component (GO): nucleus
Molecular function (GO): DNA-binding transcription factor activity
Source: RefSeq, a predicted model, not a curated record
GAGAGAGAUGUUUUUUUAGGGAACCCACAUCACCAUCUUAAUAUUAUCUCUGCUCUAUCCGCGUUUUGAUCCAUGCAUGGUGUGAGUGAGUGAUAGAGUGAGCUAACAUUUGAUAGCUCUUGAUGGGUCUUCAGAGAGAUACGUAUGAGCUCCCUUUGUAGCUUCAGGCUUUGCUCAGAGACAAGCAAUCCAUAUGUGUUGGACAGUGACCUUGGAGAGUUGCCCAUCAUCACCAUCUCUUCACGAGAGAGACCUUUCAUUUUCAUUUUUGUUUUCUUUUGGUCUCAAUUCAUGCCUUUGUUUAGCUACCCAAUGAGUGACGCCUUUCUGUUUCUUCUCUGUGGCCUAUAUAUUCCUGCACUAUUUGUCACCUCUCAUUGACUAAACUGCUCUCAUCUCUAGCUUUGCCGGCACUCUCCGCUUCUCUCGUUCCUUCCAAAGAUGCAAAAUAUAGGACACUCUUACAAGUACAUAGUGAGCCAAAGUUUCAAUUACACAAGAUAGAGAUAGAAAGAAAAGCAAAAGAAAGAGAGAUCAAGAUAAAAGAUUCAAAAUUAUUCAUCACUUGGAGCAUUUUUCUUUGUUUGUAUUUCCUCUCUCUCUCUCUCUCUCUCUCUCUCUCUCUCUCUCUCUGUUGGAUCAGUCUUUGCCUUUAAGGAGACCAUGUUUCCUGCAACCAUGUCCAAUUCCACUACCGCGUCUGAUGAAGCAAGUGUCUCUUCUGGUGCAAGAGUGUUGGAUUUUUGCAGCUUCAACUACAACAACACCGAUACUGCCAACAAGAACAAUCAAGAAAAUUCACUGCAACAGCAACCCCAACAACUGAUCACCCCCAUUCACAACAACUCUCCACAGCAUCAGCAGCAGAAGAAGAUCAGGAAGAAGAGAAGCCUCCCUGGAAACCCAGACCCAGAUGCAGAAGUGAUUGCACUGUCCCCAAAGACCCUCCUGGCCACGAACAGGUUCGUGUGCGAGAUCUGCAACAAGGGGUUCCAGAGGGACCAGAACCUGCAGCUCCACAGGAGAGGCCACAACCUCCCAUGGAAGCUGAAGCAGAGGAGUGGCAAAGACCAGGUGGUUAGGAAGAGGGCUUAUGUGUGCCCUGAGCCCACCUGUGUCCACCACCACCCUUCGAGGGCUCUCGGUGACCUCACAGGCAUCAAGAAGCACUUCUGCCGGAAGCAUGGAGAGAAGAAGUGGAAGUGUGAAAAAUGCUCUAAGAUUUAUGCGGUCCAGUCUGAUUGGAAGGCUCACUCCAAGACCUGUGGAACCAGAGAGUAUAGAUGUGACUGUGGCACUCUCUUCUCCAGGAAGGACAGCUUUGUGACGCAUAGAGCAUUUUGUGAUGCACUAGCUGAAGAGAGUGCAAGGCUCUCAGCGAGUCAACUCACCACCAUUGACCCAAACAUCCCUCUUCACCACCACCACCUUCACCCACCACCCGCUCUCUUCCCUCUCCCCUCCCUCCUCUCCAGCCAGCCACCGCAGCCGACAACCCACGUUUCCCUCACCCCCAACUGGGAUCCACCCCAAAACCCUAGCCACCCUCCGCGGGUCCUUGUAAAACCCGAAACCCUCCGUUUCCAAGUCCCUAUGCUCUCCUCACAACCACAGCUCAUCUUUCAAGAGCCGCCCGGCUACAAGGCCAUGAUCGCCUCGCCCUUCCAAGCCCUCCACAGUGCUGCCGCCAUUGCGCCGGCGCACCUCUCAGCCACUGCACUGCUCCAGAAGGCCACCACCAUGGGCGCAGCGGCCACUUCUGCCACCAGCCACCACCACCAUCAUCACUCAGCUCGCUCGGCCAGCCACAUUGCAUCGCUCAGCAUGAGGGCUGACUACGGCGCACCCAGUGUUCCCCCGGAGCUCGUCAAAGAGCUGGCAGCAUCGCCUUUGGAGAGCCUCGGGGCAUGGCGGAAGAGCAACGGGAUGACAAGGGACUUCCUGGGAUUGACCGGAGAGGUGGACGCCGGGGGCGGGAGGGUCCACGUGGGGGACUUGCUAGGGUUAACUAAGGGGAUGGAGCUUCAACAGGCGUAUGGGAGCGAGCAAUCUGCGUUGAAGAUUAGUGAUGGUUUUGGCUUUGCGGAUCAGAACAAUGCAAGCUGCUUCUCAGGCUUGGAGUGAUAGUUGAAGUGGAAAUAUGGCAUGGCCAAAAGCGGUAUUAAUCUUCAGUGACUUUUAGCGUUUAAACUUUACGAUGAGUCUUUAAGGUAUGGUGGGUGGUGUUAAAUAGCCAUCCAAUGUCAUUGGGAAGAUACUAAAUGAAAAGACAUAGAGGAAGAAAAAAGAAAAUUAGGGUUUUUUCCCUCAUCAAGCAGGCGUUUUCUUGGUGGAGUUUUUUAUUUCUAGGGGAAUUUUCAUAAUCUUUAGAUGCUUAGUUUUGUUACCUGUGGAAGAAUGGUGCACAUUUUCCUUGGUCUAAGGUUUAUUUUCCUUAUCA